Messenger RNA from Carica papaya (papaya), 2110 nucleotides. NCBI's taxonomy places the organism in Eukaryota, Viridiplantae, Streptophyta, Magnoliopsida, Brassicales, Caricaceae. The record is from RefSeq and is a predicted model, not a curated record.
AUGGUCAGUUUUUCGCAACUGAAAGCCGACAAUUACUUCAAAGAGAAAAAACCAGAACGGCCGCAAGAUAUAAGAGAAGAAGAAGAAGAAAAAGCGUACGUCUUUUUCAUCUGCUCACAGGAGAAACUUAAGAAAAUGGAGGUUACGAGGAGAGAACGAAGAAGACGAGACCACCCACCUGGAGAACAAGAAGAAGGAGCAGUUGAGUUGCCCGAUCUUCCUCCUGAAAUCAUCGCCGAUAUACUCUCCAGAUUACCCAUAAACCCUAAUUACUGGGUUGAGCUACUGAGGAGGUAUGUUAAGGAUGACAGCUGUGAAAAUGCGAGAAAUUGGGUUGAGAUUUUGGGUUCUUGUAAUGGAUUGGUUUGUAUUUCUCCGGAUGAAGGUACUCUUUUCUUGUUUAAUCCUUGUACAAGAGAAUCUAAAAGAAUCCCACACCCACCGUCCUGUCAAGGCCCUGGAGUAACUUCUUUCGGUGGUCUAGAUAGUCUUAGUGUUUAUGGGUUUGGUUUUGAUUCUAUGAAUGAUGAUUAUAAAGUAAUACAACUUGCAUGUCCUGCUGUUGCUUCUGUUUAUUCACUAAAGACUGAUUCUUGGAGGAGGACUAUGGAUUUUCCUCACGAGUAUAAUUUCUCUGAAUCAGGAACUUUUCUCAAUGGUGCAAUCCAUUGGGUGGUUAAACGAGAAAAUGGGGAAAAGUGCCAGUGUUUAAUUGCUACUUUUGAUUUGGGGAAGGAGGUGUUUUGGGAUAUGCCAGGACCAGAUCUUUUGGAUUCUUGCAAACACUUGUUUAUGGACUUUGUUGUGGGGGUUCUUGAUGAAUCUUUGUGCGUCCUCCAUAGUUGCAGUCAGAUGCAUGAUGACUUUUGGUUGAUGCGAGAGUACGGCGUUGGUGAAUCUUGGGCUAGGUUGAGAAUCACCAUAUCGUAUCUUUGCAUAAAGCCUCUGUGUUUUUCAAAGAAUGGAGAAGCGGUGAUGGAUAUAGAUGGAAGACUUGUUUUGUAUAAUUUUGGAGAUCACACAUGCAAGGAUUUAGUAGUCCAUGGACUUCCAGAAGGGGAUGAAAUCGAAGCAGAUACUUAUAUUGAGAGCCUCGUUUCGCCUAACGGUUAUGGUAGGAAUGAGGCUCUGGUGCAACACCAAGCCUAAUGAAAUAAGGAAUGAGGAUGGUUAGGAGCAUAUAAACCUUAUUGUGCGUGUUUGAUCUUUCUUUAAGAGACUAGGAAUGCAUAUCGAAUUCUUGCUUUGACUUAACAAAGGAGAUAAUUUGUCUAUGGUGGCUAUAGAUGUUCUUGAAACUAUCUUCCGUGUUUGUGCUAAUUUUUAGUGGAGAUCUUUUGUUUAUGAUGAUUAUGAGAUGAUGCCUAAAUGUGGGUGGUGAAUCUUAGACCAAUAUAGAAACCCAUCUUCCUUUUGACAUGUUUCCAGAGCUGAGCUGCUAUAUUUGGUGAUGAACAGGAAAAGGCUCUCUGGUUCUUAGCAUAUGAAAUUCCUUUCGGCUUUGGAUUCCAGGUUUGGAAUUCCGUCAUGGGUCUUGAGCGUAGAAUGAAUGAAAAUCCAGUGUUGAUGUGAGAAUCACAAGACAUACAGCUUCAUGUUUGCCUAACAGUAAGUGAGGAGGUGGAACUCAAAUUCUGCAUCAGAGGAUUGAAGAUGAAAUGAAGAAAAAGAAGGUCCAAGAUUUUGUUUCUUGAAGUCUACCAAGGUCUCCAUUACAGGUUUCGGUAACUAAAGAAUUUGGCCGAGGAGAGUGUUUAACUCAUUCAGCCAUUGGUGAAUUUCGGUUAGAUGGUAGAGUUAGUUCUGCACAACACAAAAGAAAUCCAGAUCUAAGUCGAAGCUGGUAAUACAUUGGACUCAAAUUACAGCAAAUGUGUCGGAUUGAUUGCCUUCAAUGUUCUUCAUCAAGUUUCCAAGAAUGUACAAGUUGUCAGCCUGUCACCAAUUAGGUCUUUUCGUUUCUUAAUCCAUCCUUAGUCCUGCUGUGUGCCUGUUUGUGCAAGUUGUAAAACUGUAACUUUCUCUCUGGGUUCACUCUCUUCUUGCAUGUAUAUGGUUUUCUCUUUCAAUUUCAGCAGUUAAACAACUCAUACCAUCAAGCUUCUUGGAA